Molecule: messenger RNA, 1266 nt
Organism: Lachancea meyersii CBS 8951
Lineage: Eukaryota; Fungi; Ascomycota; Saccharomycetes; Saccharomycetales; Saccharomycetaceae
Source: the annotation of a GenBank genome assembly
AUGAGUGCAGUCAGGCGUCUCAUAGCAUUCAAUGGAAAGGUAGAAAGCUCUAUCAAAUUUUCCCCGAGUUCCAGCGAGUUGAAGACGGCUUGUACAGAUCUGAUAAACUGCUUUAAUGAUUUGGACAAUGCAGAGCGUUUACGAAGCCUCAAAAGCUUGGGAUAUUUCUGUCUGGACUAUGAAAUUUUGCCGGAGGUGAGAGACCGAUGCCAAUACUGCUUUAGCGAAGUAAUGCACAAAGACUUGCUUGCCAUUGUUAUCCAAGAUCUGCGUCAAAUGCUUUUACAAGUAAAGAAUAGCCAGCUCUCGGAGCAAGGAAGACUGAAAGUGCAAAAUAAACUGGUUCUGAAUCCAAAAAAAGGCCUUGCUUUCGCCGAAGACAAAAUCCGCUCGGAUUGGGCUGAAAAUGGUGGGGAAAGGGCUGUUUCCCUGUUCUAUGCGGUUCUUGGCGAGCUAAGACCAAAAGAUGUGUCGUCCAAUCUGGGGUGGAUAGUUCCUGGUAUUCUCAACUUGAUGGACGACACUUCCGAUUUGGAAGGUAUCAAAUUGCAGGGUGUCGUACUGCUGAAUCACUUUUUAAAAAAAUCUCUGGAUAUCCAGUCCGAACAGCGCUUUGACUUUGCAAGCACUGGUCUUACUACAGUGUUUGAGCCUAUACUGACCUCAAUGUGGUACCAUUUCCCACAGUCCACAGAGCCCGGUCUCACGAAGAAAAUUUGGGGUACGGUGUUCCCAGCUCUUAUGUCACUGUAUCGCGCCGAGUACUUUAGCCGGCCAGAGUUGCUACGCGAAAGUGUUAGUAGAUUUCUAGGUGAGACCUUACUCCAGGUCACCGUUCCACGCAUCUCAGCGGAUUAUAUGGAUUUGACGAUUGACACAGUGAACAGGGUAGGGUCAUGUCUCGACGUCCUGGGCGAAAAAUCCGUGAUACACAUGCAGCGCAUUCUCUAUGUGUUUGGAGAAUACCUUAUUUGCAAUGUUUUCAUCACAGACUUUAGACCGCUUUUACCGAGCGUUUUAGCUGUCCUGACUGGACUUGUGGAAAAGUGUGCGCGCGAUAGAGUCAUCGCUCAUAAAUACAACUUACUGACCUGUGCUUUGGUGAUGUGCGAGAGGUGCUACGCUGAGGAGAAUUCCCAAGAUCCUAAAGUACACCAAAAGUGUCUUCCGCUGAUCAGGAUUUUGAAGGAUAAAGGUGGUGAAUGGACCGAGGACGAAAGCAGACUUGUUACCAGUCGACUUAUGUCAAUGGAUUUGGAAUUAUAA